CCCAGCGUCAGUCACUUACUAAAAACCAGAGCGUUAAGACGCCACUGCAAAAGAAAGUAACAGUAAAUUGAAUAGAGAAAGGUCUCAAGAUGGCAAACAUCCCAAUGUUGUUUAACCUGGCCGACGAUUUAGGACGUCUUUCCAUGGUUCCUUUCUACGAGCCAUUCUACUGUCAGCGGCGGCAUAAUCCUUACCUUUCCCUAGCAGCCGCUCCAUUUGAGCAACAGUUGCAGCAAUUGGAAAAGCAAGUGGGAGGCAUACCCGAGGCACCAGUUUCUAGAGUGGGCAAGGAUGGCUUCCAGGUGUGCUUGGACGUGUCCCAUUUUAAGCCUAGUGAGCUGAGUGUUAAGGUACAAGACAAUUCCAUCCUCGUCGAGGGCAAACAUGAGGAGCGAGCGGAUGACCAUGGUUAUAUUACACGGCAUUUCGUGCGCCGCUACAAGAUGCCAGAGGGCUAUGAGUCCGACAAAGUGGCCUCAACUCUAUCCUCUGAUGGAGUCCUCACUGUAUCUGUGCCGAAGCCACCGGCCAUUGAAGAUAAGGCCAAUGAACGCAUUGUCCAGAUCCAGCAAGUAGGCCCAGCUCAUCUGAACGUAAAAGCCAAUGGCAAAGACGAAUCUGAACAGCAGGAUAAUGGCAACGAUAAAUAGAGGGUUCGGAGAAGGGAAACCAAUCAACCACAUAUUAAUAUAAAAUAGCCGUCUGCAUUUAAUAGAAAUAUCAAA
This is a messenger RNA of Drosophila willistoni, 725 nucleotides long. It is a transcript of the gene Hsp23, whose product is annotated as heat shock protein 23. Gene Ontology annotation, biological process: protein refolding; response to heat. The transcript has a single exon. NCBI's taxonomy places the organism in Eukaryota, Metazoa, Arthropoda, Insecta, Diptera, Drosophilidae. The record is from RefSeq and is a predicted model, not a curated record. The coding region runs from base 90 to 650 and encodes 186 amino acids. Gene Ontology annotation, molecular function: protein folding chaperone.